UUUCCUCAAUUCAUCGAUUGAAGGCGUCAGUUCAUCUUUUUAGUAGGGGAGAAGCACUUUGUUUGAGAGGCAGGUAGGAGUGACACACAAGCGAAGACAGAGAGAUAGAAGCAGAUUCUGGGUUUCUCUUGUUUCACCUUCAUUUCUUGUUAUGAGUGUGAAAGAUGAAGUCUUGUAGAUUAUCAACUAAACUAUUGAACGUGUGCUUAGCAUCACUGUGUAAAGCCCAUCAAUUGAAGAAAGCUGAAUCAGUCCUGGUUGAUAGUAUAAGACUGGGAGUGCUUCCUGAUGUGGUAACUUACAAUACACUUGUCAGUGCAUACUGUAGAUUAGUUGGCAUUGAUGCUGGUUAUUCUGUUCUUUAUAGAAUGAGAGAAGCUGGGAUUAGCCCAGAUGUUAUUACAUACAAUUCCUUGAUAGCUGGUGCUGCUCGUAGUUGCCAGUUAACCCGUACUCUUGAUCUGUUUGAGGAAAUGAAUCAGAUGGGUAUACCUCCUGAUGUGUGGAGUUAUAAUACUUUGAUGCACGGUUUCUUUGAGUUGAAAAGACCUGAUGAGGCCUAUAGAGUUUUCCAUCAUUUACUAGUUGAGGGUUCGACUUGUGCCACAACAUGUAACAUUAUGUUUAAUGGACUUUUCAAGAAUGGGUACAUGUCCAAUGCCCUUAUGUUGUUUAGGAAUUUACAGCGUCGUGGGUUUGUGCCCCAAUUAGAGACAUACAAUAUUAUUAUCAAUGGAUUAUGCAGAGGGGGAAGAGUAGGCCGAGCAAUGAGGAUGCUUAAUGAACUAGGGCAAGCAGGUCAUGUUCCAAAUGGCAUAACUUAUACUACUCUACUAAAAUUCUGCCUUAAGAAGAGGAAGUUUGAACUAGGGCUCAAGAUGUUAUCAGAGAUGAAACAAAAAGGAUAUACCUUUGAUGGGUUUGCUUACUGUACAGUUAUUGGUGCUUCUAUUAAGGCUGGGAAGAUGGUAAAGGCUACUUGUUUCAUUGAGGAGAUGAUACAGGCUGGCAUUAUGCAUGAUAUUGUGUCUUAUAACACCCUAAUUAAUUUUUAUUGUAAAGAAGGCAAAUUGGAAGAGGCCUAUAAGUUGCUGGAUGAGAUGGAGAAAAAUGGCUUGGUUUGUGACCAGUACACGCACACAAUUAUGAUUGAUGGCUUGUGCAAGGCAGGAAAUCUUCAGGCAGCCAAGCGACAUUUGAACCAUAUGAUCUCAAUGGGUUUUGAUUCAAACUUGGUUGCUUUCAACUGUCUGGUUGAUGGGUUGGCUAAAUCUGGUCAGAUUGAUGAUGCAAUGAAAUUAUAUAAAUCAAUGGACAGAAGGGAUUCAUUUACCUACUCCUCCUUGGUGUAUAAUCUUUGCAAGGCUGGAAGGUAUCGAUCUGCAUCCAAGCUCCUACUGGCUUGUUUAAGAAGUGGGUUAGAGAUACUGAAGUCUGCCCAACGUGCUGUCCUUGAUGGCCUUCGACACUCUGGAUUCCCUAGGGAAGCAAAAAAGAUUAAAUCCAAGAUUCUUAUGGCUCGGAUAAUUCGUUACUGAUUUGGCUAUUAUUUUCCAGUUAGGAUGCUGGAUGUCAGAAAUUCUUUUUUAUAACCAGAUUCAAUACUAAAGAACAUUUUUUGGAGUGAUCAAGAUCAUGCUACAUCCCCUGUUAUGUUGAUUUAGUUCCAGUGAUAAGACUGGUCAUGCCAAUAUACAGGUUAGCAGUUUGAAGCAGACUGCAAGCACAUGUCAUACACACCCAGGUUGUCAAUCAUAUGAUGCAGAAACAUGCAUGUUUCUUGAAAACUUAUGCAUCUGCUAUGAGGAAAAUGUUGGCACUUCUGUAAAGCUUUACUGGAUUGAUCAUCAGUCAAUGGUUGCAUCUGUUCUUGGGAUUUGAAAGACCAAUUCACUCCAAGAAUUUCCCAACAGAACAUGUAAAAGAUUCUCCUUAACAGAAAGUGGUUCCAAGAUAUGAUUGUAUUCUACUUGAACUUGUUAGAAGGCCAUCUUGGGUUGUGAGAACCAGAACCAGAACGGAUGAUAUGAAGGUUGAACUACCAUGAGCUCGGGUAUCGGAACAAGAAGGGUGUUAUCUACUUAGGUGGAGCAACUUACCCUUUGGCAUUCAGCAGAAAGAAAACAACAAAAGAGCCAAAGAUACCAACUGCAAAUGAAGAAGUCAGAAAUUAAUUGCAUGUGUUUUAAGGGCAAUAGCUUUGUAUGCAGCCUUGCUUGACCGUAUUAAUCUAAACAUUAAAAGGAAAGACUGUUU
Molecule: messenger RNA, 2256 nt
Organism: Rubroshorea leprosula
Lineage: Eukaryota; Viridiplantae; Streptophyta; Magnoliopsida; Malvales; Dipterocarpaceae
Source: the annotation of a GenBank genome assembly